This is a messenger RNA of Drosophila busckii, 1629 nucleotides long. Its product is annotated as PHD finger protein 7. Bases 14 to 1576 code for a protein of 520 amino acids. The record is from RefSeq and is a predicted model, not a curated record. The transcript is spliced from 2 exons. NCBI's taxonomy places the organism in Eukaryota, Metazoa, Arthropoda, Insecta, Diptera, Drosophilidae. Gene Ontology annotation, cellular component: nucleus.
ACAGCUGUUGUCAAUGGCGUGCAAUUUAAAAAAAGGAGUAUAUAUUAAUAAAUGUUAUACACUAGAAACGAUGAAAUGCGACAUAUGUUGCAUGCAAACUGAAGACAAUGAAAAUGAGGUUUUACUAUUAGGCGACUGGAUGAAAAAGCAGAAUGUAACCGUUCAUUAUUAUUGUUUGCUGCUGUCGACUAAUUUGCAACAACGAGGCGGCGACUCUCAAGGUAUACUUGGCUUUCUAUUGCGUGACAUACGUGCAGAGAUAGCGAAUGCACAGCUUCGCAAAUGCAUUUUUUGCCACGAAAAUGGAGCCAGCGUUCACUGCCAUACCUGCAAUGAUGUUUUUCAUGUAGCCUGCGGCAUGGAGAGCAAUUGCGCAUUUUAUUUUUGUGAUGAUUUUCGUAGCUACUGCGAAGGCUGUGCUCCACUUAAUGACUAUCAACGCCAGCUGAUCGCUGAUCCACCAAGCUUGAAACAGUGUGACAUUUGCUUUCGCAUCAUCAGCUCAUUUAAAUUAAACGCCGUCUCGUACGGCGACUGUUGUCGCAAAGGAUUUGCUCAUCGUCUAUGCAUGCGUCGGUAUGCCAUUGCCUCAGGCUAUUAUCUACGUUGCCUCUGGUGCCGAGAUGAGAAGUUCCGCAACACAAUUAAGCAACAAUCCAUAUUUGUGCCUGAUCGCGAUGCUGAAUGGGAACGAAAUCCGGAUGCAUACAGUGAGCUGCAUCGCCGAUCGCUGCGCUGCGAUCAAGAGAAGUGCCUCUGUCCCCAUGGGCGUGACUGCAACAAGAACUCCUGGCAUGUGUUGCUCUGUAAAAUGUGCGCCGCCGUAGGCACGCACUACAAAUGCCUCAUUGGCAAAACCCAACUGCCACGAAGUGUUACAUCUGAACAACACGAAUUCAAAUGUGAUUUAUGCACUGAUACUGAAAAGAAAUUUCUGAGUACAGAUAAAGACAAAACGGCUAACAAAAGUUCCUUGCCAAAGUCUGCGAAUGAACUUGAUGAAUCAUUUUAUUUACCCAAGACAUCCAACACUCUUAUGCCCACAGAGGAGCCUACAUUGCCGUCAAAUGAAGACAGUGUUUCUGAUACCAGUAUCAUUACGGUAAUACCAAGUCAGAGAGAAUCUAAUAUGCCAGUGUCGGAGAAAACACCAAUUAUUGGCUCACCUACUCUUCUGCCAGUGGAACAUGUUUCUUCAGUAAGCAGAUAUAGUGACAGCUUUGAUUUUCAAUCGACCCCUGAUUUGAAUCUGCAGCAUAAUCUGGAUAUUAACGCCGCGAUUGAGACUGAGAACUUAACCAAUGUUGAGCUUCGGAAGACAUCAUUGGACCCACCUUUAUUGCUUCGUCAAUGUUUUGAAGCUGAAAACUACUUCGUGUUAGCUAUUUAUGAGCAUGAGCCUAGUGAAACUGAAAUGAUAACAGGCACAUUGUACUUGCGCUUUGCUCUGGAGGAUGCCCGCAUCAAGGAUCGCACGGAAGCAGCAUUAAUGCAGGUGAAAAUAACUAAAGAGGACAUUUGGUUUCGUGAUAGUAGUCGAGGGAUAUUUGAUCGCAUUGAUGAAUUUAAAACUUAAGAUCUUAUAUCUAUUAUUAUUGUACGUAUGAACAAUAUCAUUAAAUAGGUGGC